Molecule: messenger RNA, 2065 nt
Organism: Centruroides sculpturatus (bark scorpion)
Lineage: Eukaryota; Metazoa; Arthropoda; Arachnida; Scorpiones; Buthidae
Product: carboxypeptidase N subunit 2-like
Exons: 2
Coding region: 457-2013 (518 amino acids)
Cellular component (GO): extracellular matrix
Molecular function (GO): protein binding
Source: RefSeq, a predicted model, not a curated record
UGGUACACAUCACUAGUGUAUAUUAGAAAGUUUGAGAGCGCCUCGUUUAAUAACAUGUCCUCUCUGAAAUCAGUCGUAAUACGAUAUGUGAGGUCGUCGGAACUUGUAAAUUUAACAUUGCUCUCUGCUUCUAAAACCUCUCUAUCAAAUUUUGCGUAUUUUCAGGUUCAAGCGAAAGUCUGCCGUCUGCUUGUAAGUGAGUUAAUUCCAAGGUAAACGACAGCAGGAAACAGAAAAUGUUUCCCUAAUGUCGACGACUUUCAUCGUUACAUUUGUCAUUUGUUAAUGAAAUGGCAGUUUGUUGUAUUUUUCUUUUUCCUUCGUUUGUUAGGCGUUUAUUCUCCGAAGAUGAAAUUUCUUUUUAUUUAUUUAUUUAUUUUAUUUAUUACGCAUACUGAAUACACUCCUUGAUGCGGAGAGCAAAGCCAUCUCCAAAGAACAAAACACUUAGAUACAAUGAACAUAAAAUCACAAACAAAUCUCACCCGAUUAGAAUAUUUGGAUUUAGAAUGGAAUCGGAUAAAGGAUUUGCCCAGUGACAUGUUGAAAGGUCUUUAUAAUUUAAGGAUAUUUUCUGUUAGUGGAAACCAAGAAUUAUCAGAAAUUCCGUCCAAAUUCUUUAAUAAACUGCACAACUUGGUUGAAUUUUCUACAUGGAGUUGUUCCCUUUGUUCACUCGAAGAAGAUGUAUUUUCUGACAUAUUUAAUUUGAAAAUCGUCGAUUUAAAUUUCAACAAAAUUCAACAUCUCCCGCCAAAUCAUUUGAGAAAUAACAAACUGCUGACACGAUUUUCCUGUUCGUUGAAUAAAAUAUCGACACUUCCAACAGGAAUUUUUAAUGGACUUUCUGAACUGCGAGAGUUAGACUUGCGGGGAAACCAAUUAGAAAAUCUUCCCAAAGAUGUUUUUCAGAAUUUGUCGUCAUUGCAGAUUCUCGAUUUAUCACAAAAUCGUCUAAGUUUUUUACACGAAAACAUCUUCCUCCCAUUGACUAAUUUAACGAAUCUCGAUUUAUCUCAUAACAACUUAACUGAAAUUACUGGUGAGCCUCCUUUUGGCAGCAGCAAACAUCUAACUUAUGUCCGUUUAAUUAAUGCUGGUUUGAAACAAUGGCCGAUAAUAGAUUGGACAGAAUACAACUUAACUAUAGUCGAUUUGUCAAGUAAUCAUUUUGAAAUCGUCAAAUUGCCAAUUUACACUCCAAAUCGCGUGAUGAUUCGUCUGUCUAAUUGUAAAAUCAGAACAAUUUACGUCGAUGACAAAAAAUAUGGAUUUCAAAUGCCGACUUAUGAUUUAAGUAAUAAUGAAAUCACUUGUAACCACGAACUGCAGCAAUUCGUUUCUGCCCUUAAGUCAAAUAGAGAAGUAGCAAGUAAAAUGUUUCCAAAUAUAGAGAAGACGAAAUGUUACGGAGAAGAAAGAAACUUGCUUGAUAAUACAUCGUUCGUAGUCAUAGGAAAUUAUUGUCCGAUGAAUUGCGAAUGUUUCGCCGAAGAUAAUCACGUGGUAGUAAAUUGUUCCGGAAAGGGAAUCGAGAGAAUUCCCGAAGUUCUCGUCCCCAAUGCGACGAUUGUCGAUUUGAGUAAUAAUUACAUAAAUUAUUUGUCAAAUAUCGAUUGUGUGACGUGGAAAAACGUCACCCAUUUACGUUUGAGUAAUAAUUCAAUAAGUAAUAUUUCUGAUUACGUUCUUUUUCCAAACCUGAAAUGGCUGUGGUUGGACGGAAACCGGUUAACCGAAUUACCUUUCGUUUUAAUGAACCUGAUCGACCUUUCUCCGGAAUUUAACAUAUAUUUAUCACGAAACAAUUUGAAUUGCGAUUGUAAUUCGCAAUUUAAUCGAGACUGGUUGCUUCGAAACAAACAGAAGAUUGCGGAUUUCUUUAAUAUUGACUGCAGAAGAAAUUCGUCUUUUCUGUCUUUCAUCCAUAUUGUUUCUAAUGACAGAUGCACAGAAAUUUCAGAAAUAAAUUUGGCAUUUUCAGUAAAUUAUUCUUCUUCGAAAGAAUAUUGAUUGGAAAAAGUUAGUUCUGUUUCUGAUGGAAAAUCGAUGUCUUUGUCCUUAC